UUUUGUCUGUCACAUGCUCACAGCAAACUUUUAAAAAGGUGGUUUAGCAGCUGGGAGAAAAGAGCGAGAGAAAAAAAAGAAUAUUCCUAAAAGGAAAAGAAACAAAAAGAUGAGAAGGCAUCACCGGCGGCGAUCAUCGACGCCGUCAGUGGACUUCGGAGAAGACGAGGAAGACGACGAGGAAGAAGAAACAUCAUCGGAAGCACGAAUGAAGUGCGUGUCAUGUAAAGAAGAUUACAGCUCACGUGACGCGGGCACGUGCAGGGAGUGUUACGAGGAAGCAAGCGAGACAGAGGAAGAGCUGAAGCGUGAGAUCGAAGACCUUAAAUCCAAAGUCAACUUCCUCCGUUUCUGGGCACCACCUGACCCUCUCCACCACCUCCACCACCAACGGUCUUCUUCCACUAAUACCGUACCCUUCUUCUCCGACGUCGUUUUGGUCGCUUCUCAUGAUGAUGAAAAUGGCAAGUCUACCCCUCACCCUGUACCUGUUCCUGCAAAUCGCGCUGUUCUGGCCAGUCGUUCCCCCGUAUUCAGAGCAAUGCUUGAAAAUGAGAUGGAAGAAAGCCUUAGCGGCACAAUUAAAAUUAGUGACGUGUCAUAUGAUGCACUUCGUGCCUUUGUGACCUAUUUAUACACUGCCGAUGCUUGCCUAGAUGAGCUUAUGGCUUGUGACCUUCUCGUUCUGGCAGAAAAAUACCAAGUGAAGCAUCUGAAGACGUAUUGUGAGAAGUUUCUGAUUUCCAAAUUAAACUGGGAGAACUCUCUUCCUAACUAUGCCUUUGCUCACCAGCACAAUGCAAAGAACUUGCUUGAUGCAGCCCUGUCAUUGAUCAUGGAAAAUAUGGACAAGCUGAGCAAGCGAGAAGAAUACAAAGAACUUGUGGAGAAAGAUCCCAGGCUUGUCGUAGAAAUCUAUGAAGCUUACCUUUCCAAACAGGUGAACACUGCUGUGCAUAAAGAUCCAGCUGCUAAAGCAUAGUCCAUGUUCAUAUUAACUUCAGUAGUUCCACGAGGAUUCUCUAAUUUUAGUGGUUAAGAUUAUAGUACCCUGAAUGGUGAACGUAAUGCAACUGUUUGAUUUGAAUUUCAUUAAUCCAUGGAUGUAUUUUGUUACUGAAGAAUUUACCUUUUAACUUUUAGUUGCUGA
This is a messenger RNA of Nicotiana attenuata, 1150 nucleotides long. RefSeq names its product BTB/POZ domain-containing protein At4g08455. The coding region runs from base 110 to 982 and encodes 290 amino acids. Gene Ontology annotation, molecular function: ubiquitin protein ligase binding. The transcript has 2 exons. The record is from RefSeq and is a predicted model, not a curated record. Gene Ontology annotation, biological process: proteasome-mediated ubiquitin-dependent protein catabolic process; regulation of proteolysis. Gene Ontology annotation, cellular component: cytoplasm. Lineage: Eukaryota; Viridiplantae; Streptophyta; Magnoliopsida; Solanales; Solanaceae.